Exophiala aquamarina CBS 119918 is the source of this 1437-nucleotide messenger RNA. RefSeq lists its product as uncharacterized. The coding region runs from base 1 to 1437 and encodes 478 amino acids. Gene Ontology annotation, cellular component: mitochondrion; cytoplasm. Lineage: Eukaryota; Fungi; Ascomycota; Eurotiomycetes; Chaetothyriales; Herpotrichiellaceae. The transcript has a single exon. The record is from RefSeq and is a predicted model, not a curated record. Gene Ontology annotation, molecular function: NADP binding; 2-dehydropantoate 2-reductase activity.
AUGACCGAAUCGCAAUCAUGGUGGUCCGGAUCGCCCCCUAUUGACGACACAACCAGCCAUCCCGACGUCGCGGAUUUUAAACCAAUCGGGCAGGAAGAAAUCCGGCAGCCCACCGAAGAAGAGCUCCUUACAAGAAGGAUUCACAUCUUAGGCUUGGGUAGUAUCGGUACUCUGGUCGCUCAUUCUCUCAAAUGUCUACCAAACCCACCACCAAUUACUCUGAUGAUCCAUCGGGAUUCCAUGUACCAGACUUACAAGAAGCAAUCUCGUACCAUCCGCCUGAUCAACAAGCAAAAUGAGGUCAACGACGAGCAGACUGGCUUUGAUGUUGACGUGCUCAACGUUCGUGAGGGCAAACAGGCUUAUUGGAAGUUUAUUGCUGACGUGCCUGGUGCUCGCGGAACUGCUCCUACCAAUCCACCUGAACCGCUUGAAAGAUUGCCUUCCGGCGAGACUUAUAUCUACAACUUGAUAGUGACCGUCAAGGGGCCUACCACCAUUGGUGCUUUGCGCUCUAUUAGACAUAGAGUUGAUGCAAACUCGACGAUAUGCUUCAUGCAGAAUGGCUUGGGUCAGAUCGACCUACUUAAUACCCAGGUCUUCACCGAUCCCAAGACGCGUCCUACAUACAUGCUUGGUAUUGUUUCUCAUGGCGCCUAUUUGUCUGGCGAAUUUGCCGUUGUCCACGCUGGAUUCGGUUCAAUCGCCUUGGGCAUCCAUCGUGAUCUAGAUCGCUUUCCAUUACCCCCGAAGUCUUCAAAUUCCAGCCUCUCUGACAUCUCCGAAGACCAGAGGAAGAUCAACUAUCCCACAGACAAAGAACUCUUCUCCAACAUUUCAUCUCGUUUUCUUCUACGCACUUUGACUCGAUCGCCCGUACUGGCAUGUGCUGCAUUUCCCUACCUUGAUCUUUUCCAGCUGCAGUUGGAGAAAUUGUCAGCCAAUGCCCUAUUGAACCCAAUCACCGCUCUGCUCAACGUACCAAAUGGCGCAUUAAUGCAAAACCCAUCACUCUCGAUGGUGCAACGAAUGUUACUGGCCGAAAUCUCACUGGUUCUACGAGGUUUGCCUGAGUUGGAAGGCAUUCCCAAUGUUCAACGAAGGUUCUCCGCCCAAAGGUUGGAGCUUUUUGUCCUAGGCGUGAUUGCUCGAACUGCAGAGAAUUCCAGCAGCAUGCGCGAGGAUGUCAGGCACUCCAACAUGACGGAAAUUGAUUUUAUCAAUGGAUAUAUCAUUAGCCGAGGCGAAGAGCAAGGUAUCAAAUGUGCCCUAAAUUUUAUGUUGAUGCACCUGGUCAAAGGUAAAACAUGGAUCCAGCGCGGCGCAGAGGCUGCUAGCUUGCCGUAUGGUACCAGUCGAAUGGAGAGCGAGGUCGAUUCCCGAGGCAUCGUCACCCUUGAUGACACUAGCAUACCAGCCAAGGGCAAGGUUCAGUAA